This is a messenger RNA of Cutaneotrichosporon oleaginosum, 1371 nucleotides long. RefSeq lists its product as uncharacterized. The record is from RefSeq and is a predicted model, not a curated record. Lineage: Eukaryota; Fungi; Basidiomycota; Tremellomycetes; Trichosporonales; Trichosporonaceae.
CAUCACCAUCUCCAUUUGACUCCUCCUCUCAACCUCACCCUGUCAUGGAGGAGGACGGCGGGAGCCUCCCCGGAGCUUCGCGUCGUGGGCUCGGCUUCUUUGCACCCGCCGUAACUAUCCGUUCGCAUACGCCGUCUUCAUGGCAGGAUGCUGGCCCAGCACCACGCGAUUGGGCGUUAUGGAAGGAGUGGAACAUCAACCCCGCAGGACACGGAGGGCGGAAGGGUCCACCCGUCUUUGUUCUCGCGGAAAGCAGCUACGACGACCUCGGACGGAGCGUGACCGACGGCUACCAAGUCGACGUCGAGGAAGGCGAGAAGGAGAAAGAUCGGGAGGGCAAGGAGGACGGCGCGUCCGUGGCGGACUGGUACCGCUCUCUUGCCAGCGCUAGCGUUAGUAAGGCGGCAAGUACAGCGAGCGCAAGUCCGAGUCCAGCACCGAUCGAUCACCCAAGACAAUCCGCGACCGCAUCUGCGCCGGCGUCCACACCAUAUUCUGCAACCUCCACAUCCGCUCCACCUUCCUCCAUCUCAUCACCCACCACUGCCCCCAUUCGCGUCCACCGCUCCGAGUGGUUCAUCCGCCGCGCUCUAGUCUCCGCUGCCAAGGAAUCACCUCAGCCACCUCCACCGCCUCCCACGUCCUCCUCAAUCGGUUCAAUGCUCAAAAUUGACACUGCCAAGCCCGCACCACCUCCGAUCCCUCGCUACGCCCUCGGCCCCGAGAAUGUGGGCUUCUCGCGUCUUGCUGCGCUGGGGUGGGGCGGCGGUGGGCUGGGAAGGCCAGAGGGAUGGACGGAGGAGGAUGAGCUGCGCGCUCGCGAACGCGCACGCCUGGGGCGACUGGCAGAGGAUCGGCCGCGUUCCGCGCCACCAGAAGCCAGCGGCAUUGUCGAUCUAACCGGCGACUCGGAUGAGGAAUGGGACGAGGAGGAGGCCAUCAAGCAUGGCCCGGGGCGCACAAUGCCCAUUGCGACUGCGCUCAAGUUCAACCGUCUUGGACUGGGUCGUGUUGCGGCCGACAAGCGCGUGUCACACUCACACGCUGAGAUUGAGCGAGCACGCUUGCGAGGCGCUGGGAACCGGCACGACGGCAAGAGCGAACCUACCAAGAAGGCCAAGGUCAAGUGGGCGGAACGGGACCGGCGCGAUCGGGAGCAUAGGGCGCGUAUCGCCGCUGCCCUGCGGUGACGCGUUGCUGCCCCUCGUUUGGAUGUGGCAUCGCGCUUGAAGACAUCGGGAGAGCCCAUCUACCACAGCGACAAUUCCGCUCCUCGCGGCGGGCACCCAAACACGUCCGCCUCACGAGACAAGGCAAUCAUUAGAUCACGUAAUCCACCAUCUGUUGUAACAUGCAUGACUGCCAGCUUGA